Messenger RNA from Pleuronectes platessa (European plaice), 2558 nucleotides. RefSeq names its product targeting protein for Xklp2-B. The transcript has 17 exons. Gene Ontology annotation, cellular component: microtubule; spindle. The coding region runs from base 145 to 2466 and encodes 773 amino acids. Gene Ontology annotation, biological process: activation of protein kinase activity; regulation of mitotic spindle organization. Lineage: Eukaryota; Metazoa; Chordata; Actinopteri; Pleuronectiformes; Pleuronectidae. The record is from RefSeq and is a predicted model, not a curated record.
GCUUUUACGAACCAAUGAACGACGAGUUGAUGAACAGGACUUCAGUUAUUGGUCAGUUUCCAUAUAAAAGCUAACGUCACAUCCCUCCGCGCAGUGCUCCAAGUCCGAUCGUACAGAGAAAAGAGUGUCGGUUCGUGUUGAAUAAUGGCGGAAAGCGACUGUGGCUAUGAUGAACGAUACGAGUUCGAUGCUCCCUCCCACGUCUGCGACUUGAAGGAGCUGGAGAAUAACGACAGUGAUGAUCAGUGGUUCGAACAACAGGUCGGGGGCCUAGCUACACCUUUAACACCUGACUGGUCCAUUAUGAGAGGUAAUGAACCCAACCUGCCCAAAACUAUUGUGAUUCCUCAAGUCAAGACGGAUGUAGACAGUGGUCCUGGCACAUCCACAUCUCCACCCCCAAACGUUGUCACAUCCUGGGGAGCUGGAACUGCGACUCAUGCUAAUGGCCGACCAAAGAGGAGGACGGCAGAUCUAUAUGAGUUCCAUGCUACUUCCCACGUCAUCGACUUGAAGGAGCUGGAGAAUAACGACAGUGAUGAUCAGUGGUUCGAACAACAGGUCGGGGGCCUAGCUACACCUUUAAGACCUGACUGGUCCAUUAUGAGAGGCAAUACACCCAACCUGCCCAAAGCCAUCGUGAUUUCUCAAAUCAAGACGGAUGUAGACAGUGGUCCUGGCACAUCCACAUCUCCACCCCCAAACGUUGUCACAUCCUGGGGAGCUGGAACUGCGACUCAUGCUAAUGGCCGACCAAAGAGGAGGACGGCAGAUCUAUAUGAGUUCCAUGCUACUUCCCACGUCAUCGACUUGAAGGAGCUGGAGAAUAACGACAGUGAUGAUCAGUGGUUCGAACAACAGGUCGGGGGCCUAGCUACACCUUUAAGACCUGACUGGUCCAUUAUGAGAGGCAAUACACCCAACCUGCCCAAAGCCAUCGUGAUUUCUCAAAUCAAGACGGAUGUAGACAGUGGUCCUGGCACAUCCACAUCUCCACCCCCAAACGUUGUCACAUCCUGGGGAGCUGGAACUGCGACUCAUGCUAAUGGCCGACCAAAGAGGAGGACGGCGAAUCAACCCCCUGCCCAGCCAAGCAGGAUUUCAAAACGUAAAGUGACAACAACCGGUUCAGCUCCUACACAGUCGGCUGCACCACCAUCAAAGAAAUCCAAACCGAGUCCUGUUGCCAGACCAGCUCCAAAAUCCAGUAGUGUCCUCCACAGAAAUGGACAAAGGAAUUCCAGAAUUGCACCUAAGACUGGGAAGACAGAGCUGUGCAGCUCUGAAGAACAGGAGCUGGAGCGCAUCGAGAUCCUCCAGAAGAAAGUAGCUCUGCACCUCAGACAGAACGAGGCCAGCUACAAAGCUGCUCUGGCUGGCAAUCCACCCCCAAAGAAGGUGGCCCUGUCCACGACUGUGCCUAAAGAAUUCAAUUUCACCACAGACAACCGCAUUAAGGCGACUACUUCAUCCAGUACAGCAGAUAAAGAAGUGGACUUCAUCAGUCAGCUUCGCAAACCUUCCUCUCCAGUAAAGGCCAUGAAAGGUGCCACUAUACCCCAACCCUUCAACCUGUCGACAGGCAACAAGAGAAAGGUGGAGGGGUCAGGUGCCUAUGUUCCCAUGGCUCAGCAGAUUGAGCAGUACCAAAAACGAACCCCUGACCGCUACCAUCUGCGUAGUCGCCAGAGUCAAGAGAGGGGGCCACAUCCAGUGAAGGGCGACCAGCUGAAGCUCACCCAACCUCAUACCCCACACCUGAUGACCCGCCAGAGGAGCCGGCCCACUACUGUGAAGAGCAGUGCUGAGUUGGAGGCUGAAGAGGUGGACCAACUUCACAAGUUUAAAUUCAAGGCUCUGGAGCUAAACAGGAAACUGCUGGAAGGUGCAGAGCAUUUGAAGAAGCCAGCUGUGAAGGAACCCACAGUACCGGAAGGCUUCGAGCUGCAGAUUGAAAAAAGGCUCCAGGAGAGACAGAUUUCUAAGAAUCCUGAGGAAGAAGAGAGGCCACAUACCUUUAAAUCCCAGCCUCUGCCCAAGAGGAUCUUGGAAGGAGUCGUGGGAGUGCCAGAAAGGAAAGUUCUGCAUCCAACUGUUCCAGAGUCUCCAGCUUUUGCUCUGAAGAAGAGGGUUCGUGUUGAUCGCAAGGUCGAGGAAGUAAAACAGCCGUCACCAAUCAAGGCCCUCCCAGUGCCUUACUUUGGCCUCCCCUUCCAGCCGCGGCUCCCAGAGCACCACCAUGUGGAGGUCUGUCCUUUCUCCUUUGACGAGAGGGAGCGAGAGAGGAGGGCAAUGAAAGAAAAGAGGCUGGAGGAGAAGAAUGAAGAGGAGAUCACCAGGCUGCGGCAAGAACAGGUUUGCAAGGCUCAGCCCAUCAGACACUACAAACCUGUAGAAGUGAAGAAGAGUGACGUUCCUCUCACGGUCCCUCACACUCCAAAGUUUUCUGAUCGGUUCCGCCUGUGAUCAAACCUUAUUUCUGUUGGAAAUGCUGUAUAUAAUGAUCUUGCUACAUUAAGUUUUUAUAAAAGUCAAUAAAAUUUGUAACGUUUAGUGAA